AUGGCAGAAACAUCUUUUGAGGAUGCAUGGUUUUCAAAUAAUAAAAGUGGAUAUUUAGAUGAUGUUAAACAAUUAAUUCAAAGUAAAAAAGUGCAAAUUGAUUUAUCUGAUCAUUUAGGAAAUACAGCAUUACAUUAUGCAUCAAAUGCAGGUCACACUGAAGUUGUUGAAGCAUUAGUAAAUGCUGGUGCAAAUAUAAAUAUUAAAAAUAAACAUGGUGAUACACCACUUCAUAAAGCAGCAGGUAGAAAUAGAUUAGAAACAGUUAAAUUUUUAGUAAAAUCAAAAGCAAAUGUUGAAAUUGAAAAUGUAGAUAAAGAAAGACCAUGUGAUAUUACAAAUAAUCAAGAUAUUAAAAAUGAACUUUUACCAGUCGUUGAAUAUGAAGAUGAUGAUGAAGAUGAUGUCAAAGAAGAUUCAGACUAUGAUAGUGAAGAUGAAGGUGAUAAUUAA
This is a messenger RNA of Dictyostelium discoideum AX4, 453 nucleotides long. RefSeq lists its product as hypothetical. The transcript is spliced from 2 exons. NCBI's taxonomy places the organism in Eukaryota, Evosea, Eumycetozoa, Dictyosteliales, Dictyosteliaceae. The coding region runs from base 1 to 453 and encodes 150 amino acids. The record is from RefSeq and is a predicted model, not a curated record.